Pseudomassariella vexata is the source of this 1905-nucleotide messenger RNA. Its product is annotated as glycoside hydrolase superfamily. NCBI's taxonomy places the organism in Eukaryota, Fungi, Ascomycota, Sordariomycetes, Amphisphaeriales, Pseudomassariaceae. The record is from RefSeq and is a predicted model, not a curated record. Gene Ontology annotation, biological process: chitin catabolic process; carbohydrate metabolic process. Gene Ontology annotation, molecular function: chitin binding; chitinase activity. Bases 360 to 1424 code for a protein of 354 amino acids. Gene Ontology annotation, cellular component: extracellular region. The transcript has a single exon.
CACGAGCGCUCUAGCAUGUACUGGCUUUAGAGGCUUGGUACGGCCGUUUAGUGGAAUUGGAGGCGGCGGCGGAUGGCAUGCGCUGACUUCCUUCCUCAGCUGUUAUUCUUGCCGUUAGAGGCUCAAUCUAAUGAUUAACUUCCCCUUUUCAAAUCCAUCUGCAUCUGAACAAGCCUUCCUUGCCUAGAAGAGCCGACUUACCCGUGGGCGCUUGUAAUUCACCCCCGCCUCAGCUGACAGCCUACAUCAACAUCUGCUUCCCCAAGCGGCAUUCCGCGCUUUCACUCCCACCUGACCGCCUGCACCAGCAAGUACCGCACCACGCCACACGUGAGCGAAACAUCUCUACCUAUUUGAAUAUGUCACCUUCCUUUGUAAACGCCGCCUACUACCCCUGCUGGCGCAUUUACCGCGACCUUCCCCCCUCCUCCCUCCAACUCGACUUCAUCUCGCACGUCCUGUACGCCUUCGUCCUCAUCAACACUGACGGCACCCUGCGGUUCCUUGACGAACACGCCGACUGCACCAUCGCCGCCGACGGCGAGCAGGGCUGUCUAUCGGCCGUGUCCAAACUCAAGGCGCACAGGCCAUGGCUCAAGACGCUCGUCUCCAUGGGCGGCGGCACCGGGAGCGCCGAGUUCCCCGCCAUGGCGGCGGAUCCGGCGGCCAGGGAGACGUUUGCGAGGAGUUGUCGCGAGUUUGUGGAUAGGUGGGGGUUCGAUGGCGUGGAUAUUGAUUGGGAGUGUCCCGAGACGCCGCAGGAUGGGGCCAAUUACAUGGCGUUGCUUCAUGCGCUGCGGCGGGCGCUGCCGAGGCCAAGGUAUUUGCUUACUACGGCGCUGCCAGUGGGGGAGUACUGCCUGAGGCAUCUCGAUCUGCCCACUGCUGGACAUCUACUCGACUAUUUGAAUCUAAUGGCGUAUGACUUUGUGGGCCCCUGGACCGACGUUUGUGGGCACCAGGGUCAGCUUCUUCCGCCGCCGGGGAAGCUAGAACACACCCACCCUAACUUGCGGAACUCUUGUCAUGGGGCCGUCGAGUACAUUCUUUCUCGCGGUUUUCCGGCCACGAAGCUCAUCCUCGGUAUCCCGGUGUAUGCGAGGUCUUUUGAGGGAACUCACGGAGUCGGGCAGCCGUUCACAAAGGCGGAAGAAAUGGAUUACAACGAGAUGCCACGCGAAUGGAUCCACCAGGCCUCAAUAGACCAAAGCGCCGGCGCAGCGAGCUUCGUCGACCGAUCUCCCGGCGGUAAGGGUUUUGUGAGUUUUGACGUGCCCGAAACCGUCCAACGGAAAGCAGAAUAUGUCAAAUGGAUGGGCUUGGGUGGACUUUUCUACUGGACUGGAGUUGGCGACAUCAAGGGACCCGAGAGUUUGGUUUGGGCCGGCUAUCAGGCCCUCCACAGCAAUUCGCAGUCAUCUUGAGGAGAGAGACUGCUGCAGGCUGCAAAGUGGAGACUGCCGCGAAGGUGGAAGUCUCGUGUUUUCCGAAAAUGGGUCGAGGGGAGGAAAGUCAACAAUCAGAGUCUGGCUGGGAGGAGAAGCUCCGUCGAUGCCCGCAGGAGGAGGAGCUCUGUUGAUGUGAGAAGACAGAGCGUCGGACCAUUGAUGUAACCUUUGAUGUGCAGAACAAUGACUGUGACUGCACCUUUAAAAUAGCCCCUUUGGACUAGCACUUAGACUUUAUGGAUAAAGAGGGGAUCUGUCACCUCAAAUAUGUCGACUAGGCAGUGAGCAGCCCACGAUAAUUCAUUCAUGGUUCUACUCCCUUCCUGGCAUCAACUUGCAAAGACUUCUUCUGGGACAUUCAAGGUUUUGUAAGGUAAUGUGAUUGCGAGGAAGGAAGCCAAGUAGAUGACCAAAUAAACUGCGCACCAUGAGUAUAAUAGUAUAAGUUGGCUUGAUA